Molecule: messenger RNA, 4336 nt
Organism: Oreochromis niloticus (Nile tilapia)
Lineage: Eukaryota; Metazoa; Chordata; Actinopteri; Cichliformes; Cichlidae
Gene: gatad2ab
Product: GATA zinc finger domain containing 2Ab
Exons: 11
Coding region: 263-2212 (649 amino acids)
Biological process (GO): negative regulation of transcription by RNA polymerase II
Cellular component (GO): NuRD complex
Molecular function (GO): sequence-specific DNA binding; zinc ion binding
Source: RefSeq, a predicted model, not a curated record
GUGGACACCGAGGCGAUAAUAUACCUGCAGCUCAGUCUUUGGCUUUUUGUCAUACGCAGAGACCACAGCAUUGUUUUUUGUAGCCAUUUCCCUUGUUGCCGGGUUUCAAAAUUGGUCAUUUUGAUUUUCGUGAACGAGACCUUCUGAUGAGUCAUCGAGUGACGCCACUGCAGCCAAUCGGUGGCAUGGAGUCUGACGAUGUCACAUUUUAGUACCUGCUCAGAUCGCUUUGGAACCCCGGUCAAGCAGGGUGAGAGCAGCCAUGUCAGAGGACGCAGUGCGUCAAACACGCAGCCAGAAGCGGGCUCUAGAGAGGGACCAUGCAGCUCUUGCUGGGUCCCUGGGGGACAUGGACAGUAAACGUGUUAAACUGGAGAAGAGCGAUGCAGCUGGGACCCCUCUGGCCCUUGUGGGAUCUGGAACCGAGAGUGUCAAGCUCAAGAGUGAGCAGGCUGCUAAGGUAGCAGCUAGCAUCCUGAAGGCUGGUGAAGUGAAAGCGACCAUCAAGGUGGAAGUGCAAACUGGAGAUGAGCCUGUUGACAUGAGCACAUCCAAAAGCGACAUUAAGAAAGAGCGACAGCCGCCCUCUCCAGAUGAUGUGAUUGUGUUAUCGGACAAUGAGCCAUCCAGUCCUCUCAUGAAUGGCCACUGCUUCACAAAGACUGACACAGAUAAACUUAUGAAGAGUUCACCUGAGGAAAGGGAGCGCAUCAUCAAACAGCUCAAGGAGGAACUAAGACUCCAAGAGGCCAAACUAGUGUUGCUGAAGAAACUACGACAGAGCCAGAUCCAAAAGGAGAGCACAGUACAGAAGGCUACUGGCUCUGUGGCUACUCCUCCUCCUCUGGUGAGAGGUACAUCAAGCAAAGGAUCCCUUCAGGUGACGGGUCGCAGCUCAGGCACAGUGAUUCCCCCUCCCUUGGUGCGGGGUGGCCAACACAUCCCGUCCAAACACAACUCUCAGAGUGUCAUGCCCCCUCUGGUCAGAGGAGCCCAGCCUAUUGCAGUGACUCCCCAGCAGAUAGCCAGUCUACGUCAGCAACAGCAGCAGCAUAGCGGCUCAGGGCCCCCUCCACUCUUGCUGGCUCCUAGGGCUUCUGUGCCCAAUGUCCAGGUCCAGGGCCAGAGGAUCAUUCAGCAGGGACUCAUUCGGGUGGCUAAUGUGGCCAACAGUAAUGUCAUGGUCAACAUCCCUCAGGCCUCUCCAACCAGCCUAAAGGGCUCUUCAGUCUCACCCAACUCUAGUGUCAAUGACUCUCCAGCCAGCCGGCAGGCAGCUGCUAAACUUGCACUACGUAAGCAAUUGGAGAAGACGCUGCUCGAGAUCCCUCCACCAAAACCUCCUGCCCCUGAUUUCAACUUCCUGCCUUCUGCAGCCAAUAAUGAAUUCAUUUAUUUGUUGGGCUUAGAGGAAGUGGUGCAAAAACUUCUGGAGAUGCACGGCAGAGGUAAUCUUGGCCCAGCUGCAGCAAUGGCCAGCUCCAUUCCCAAAGAGCCAUACACCUGUGCCCAGUGUAAGACUGACUUUACCUCUCGCUGGAGAAAGGAGAAGGCUGGGACCAUCCUCUGUGACCAAUGCAUGUCGUCCAAUCAGAAAAAGGCCCUAAAGGCUGAGCACACCAGUCGAUUGAAGGCAGCCUUUGUCAAAGCACUCCAACAGGAGCAGGAGAUUGAACAGCGUAUCCUCCAGCAGGCAGCCUCCUCUUCUUCCUCCUCUGCUUCCUCAAUCUCUAAAUCCACCUUUUCCUCCCCCUCACUGUCCAAAAAUGAGGUGCUGGUCGCCCAGCAAUAUAAGCAGGUCAGGGCUGCCAUGCAGCACAUACCUGUGUCUACUCACCACUCCAGCAUUAAGCAGGGUCAUCUGUCACACCUCCAGUCUGCAGUUAACGCUCGUAGUGUGGCCCACUCUUUCUCCUCCUCACAGCUGCAGAAUGCGGUGACAGCAGCAGCACUGGGCAGUAGGUCCGGUAAGCAUGCUGCAGCUCGCUCGUUGCAGCAGGGGGCAAAGGUCGGUGCUGGCAGCAGUGGUAACCAGGGCAACGUGGCUGCCUGGAGGAAGCAGACCGGUGGCAAUGCAGGUGUGACCAUGGCCUACGUGAACCCCAGCUUGUCUGCUCAUAAGACCUCUGCUUCAGUUGAGCGUCAGCGAGAAUAUCUUCUGGACAUGAUUCCCUCCCGCUCCAUCUCCCAAGCAGCAAACGCAUGGAAAUAAUGCAAUCCCACUCCCUUUGACACCAUAACAUUUAGCUCCCUUAACAUCAAUAACAGCCAUUCACAUUAUUGUUCUAAUUCUUUCUAUGGAUUCGGCCUCUGGCCAAAACGGUGCAGAAUUGGCCUCUUUUCUUGUUGGAUAGAGGUGUCCUUACACCUUCCACCAUAUACUUCUGCUACCUUCUUCCUUUUCUGAAUCCUUCCCCUAUUGGAGUUGUGCUGUGACAGCUUCAAGAUACAAGGAAUAUGUUAAAUAUAAUAUGGGUACCCUUUCAGAGGGAUAUGGAUGACAUGUGUACAAUUUCACAGACUUCUUCAGUGAUGUUGCCUCUCCCCUUCCCUGUAUAUUGGUUGAACUUUCCAGUUGCACCAAGAGGAAGUUGCUGGAGAUUCCCUGAGCUUCUCUGCCUCUGGAUUAGGCAAGGAAAAGUAAUAAAUACUAUUACCCAGAGUAAGAGAUUUGUCUUACUUCCUGCCCUUGUCUAGUCUGAACCAGUCAGACUGAGGCUGUGGUGGCUGAACUGAACGUAACUGAAGACCUCAUUACAGGAAUUGUUGAGCUUUGAGGACCAUCCACAAAAUAAGAACUGCUUCAGCUUUGCAAAAAUGAAUAAAGUUAAAAAAAAAGAAAAAAGGAAAAAGAAAACUGGAGGAAAAAAAAAUCUAUCUACACACAGACUGCUUCUUCUCUCAAACCUACAGCGUGUAUAGUAGAGAAGUUGAUGUGUGUUGGAUUAUUUUGUAUGGCUGAAUGUUAGGAUUUUGUCUUUUCUUCUGUAAGUCAUAUACUGUGUUUGGAAUAUUGUGCUCCCUGAUACUUUGGAAGUGGCCUCAUGUCGAGGUCUGAAUUUAAAGGCUAAUGUUACUGUUGAGGUGGUUUUACAUCUGCUGGGUUCCAUGUUGCGGCCUACUUUUAAAUGCUUUGUUUUUUCUAAGAUCAAGAGGAAGAAUAAAAAUUAAGGUUUCACUGACUCGUUAAAAAAAAGAAAAGAAAAGAAAAACAUGGGGCAUAUUCUUAAUGAAUAUUGUAAAAUAAACCUUCCAAAGAACUAGUGGAGCCCAAAUGGAAUCCCUUCUGCUAGAAGGUUUCUAGUUUAUUUGAACCCUCUCUGAAUAUAAACAUGAAUUCAUGCUAAACUGAGGGGGUGUAAGGAAUGUCAUAUUUUUGACAUUAUUUUGCUUUUAGUCAUAGGUUGUGGUGCAUUUUCUUUUUUUUUUUUUUUCUUUUCCCUUCUAUAGACGAACUAUCUGAAUUUAUUUAUAGGGUUAGUAAAGACAUAUGCGUAUGCCCUAAGUUUGAAUGGAUCUUCACUUAGAAUUUGUUUUCUCUUGUUUGUCAAGUGGCUCCCACAUACCCUAUGAUUGGUCCGAGAGAAGCUGGACAGCAUUCAGAAUGUAGUUAUGCAAAAACCCCUAUAGCAACAAAUGACAUGAACUUCUAGUCUUUAACAUUAAAGUGUGUGUGAUUUCUGUCAGGUCAUUGAAUUGAGCUAACUCUGCCUUUCACAUGAGCUAUAGUGCAUUUCUAUCAGGUUGCAGCAGCACAGGAUAAGCUAGUGAAGUACAAUAUGUCUACAUUUAAAAUGGGAUUUUUCCAUUGCAUGUGGACUUCUGUUAUUUUACUACCAUGUGUUGUCCCUCCUCCCCCUUUCAUUUCAACCCCUGGGGUGGUCCAGGUGCCUCCACUUAGCGAUGAUUUUACAGGCACCUUUUGAAAAAUGUCUCUAAAUUAAAAUGUUCAAAUGUUGUCUUAAAUUUAAUCACAGAGGUUUGUUUAAUGAGAAGUGGUAUAGCCAUCUGACAAGAAGCUGACCACCCCAGCAGUUUUUUUCCCCCAGCUUCCGUUAUCUUUUAUUUUACACUUUUCACAUAGAAAUGAUCCAGUUUCUUAUGUCUUCAUUGAUCAGAACUCCCAGUCUUACAGCCCUGUUGCUUCACUCCAGAUUUCACCAAUACAGCUGUAAUGUUUUUUUUGUUUGUUUUUUUUAAAAUGGCGUAAGGAUUUGAGUCCUUUAUUUGUGUCCAUAUUAUACUAUUCAGCUCAGAAGUUUUUGUCAGGUGCCCUGCUGGUAUGUGCUGCCAGCAUUGGGUAAAUGAACAUCCUUUGCGCUGUGUUAUCACUGUA